GUUUCCCAGGUCUCUGUCGAUCUCUGCUGGAGACGCUCCACCACUGCAACAUGUGUUGGAUUUCUAUCAGGCACCGCGGAGGCCACCUGACGCGACGGCGCUCUGGGUGAACGGAGGACCCACAAACGGCGGCUCGUCGUCGGCUUCCUGGAGAAUCGGAGAAAACAGUUUGAAUCAAUGAAACUUUAUCCAGCAGAAAUCAGACGCAUCUUAUUUAACACACCGUGUUAGCCGGGCCGAGCGCUCAGUUUGCUGCCCCUGAAGGACCUUGUGGGGAAGGAGCCGCAGAGAAGGAGCCAUGUUCCUGUACAACAUCACCCUGCAGCGCGCCACUGGCAUCACACAUGCCAUCCAUGGAAACUUCUCAGGAACCAAGCUGCAGGAGAUUGUUGUUUCCAGGGGAAAGAUCUUGGAAAUAAUACGUCCAGAUGCCAACACGGGAAAGGUGCACACUCUGCUCACAGUGGAGGUGUUUGGCAUCAUAAGGUCUCUGAUGGCAUUCAGACUCACAGGAGGAACCAAAGAUUACAUUGUUAUCGGAAGUGACAGUGGUCGCAUUGUCAUCCUGGAAUAUCAUCCAUCAAAAAACAUGUUUGAGAAGAUCCACCAGGAAACAUUCGGGAAGAGCGGAUGUCGGCGUAUUGUUCCCGGACAGUUUCUGGCUGUCGACCCAAAGGGCAGAGCCGUUAUGAUAGGAGCAAUCGAGAAACAGAAGCUGGUUUAUAUUCUGAACAGAGAUGCAGCAGCGAGGCUGACCAUCUCCUCACCACUGGAAGCACACAAAGCGAACACACUGGUGUACCACGUAGUCGGAGUCGACGUUGGCUUUGAGAAUCCCAUGUUUGCGUGCUUAGAAAUGGACUAUGAGGAAGCUGACAACGACCCAACAGGAGAAGCUGCUGCCAACACGCAACAGACUCUCACCUUUUACGAGCUGGACCUUGGCUUAAAUCACGUGGUCCGCAAGUACAGCGAGGCUUUGGAAGAGCACGGAAACUUCCUCAUCACCGUUCCCGGUGGUUCCGAUGGGCCGAGUGGAGUUCUGAUCUGCUCAGAAAACUACAUCACUUACAAGAAUUUCGGAGACCAGCCUGACAUUCGCUGUCCUAUUCCACGACGCAGGAAUGACUUGGAUGACCCGGAGCGUGGCAUGAUCUUCGUCUGCUCAGCCACACACAAGACCAAGUCUAUGUUCUUCUUCCUGGCCCAGACGGAGCAGGGAGACAUCUUCAAGGUUACUCUGGAGACAGAUGAAGAAAUGGUCACAGAAAUCAGGCUGAAGUACUUUGACACGAUCCCCGUGGCAACAGCCAUGUGUGUUCUGAAGACUGGCUUCUUGUUCGUUUCUUCAGAGUUUGGAAACCAUUACCUUUACCAGAUCGCUCACCUGGGUGAUGAUGAUGAAGAACCUGAGUUCUCAUCUGCGAUGCCACUGGAGGAGGGAGACACCUUCUUCUUCCAGCCUCGUCCCCUCAAGAACCUUGUGCUGGUGGAUGAACAGGAGAACUUAUCACCCAUCAUGUCCUGUCAGAUUGCUGAUUUGGCCAAUGAAGAUACACCUCAGCUGUAUGUGGCCUGCGGACGAGGACCCAGGUCUACUCUCAGGGUCCUUCGUCACGGACUGGAGGUUUCAGAGAUGGCUGUGUCCGAGCUGCCCGGUAACCCCAAUGCCGUGUGGACCGUGCGUAGACACGUGGAAGACGAGUUUGAUGCCUACAUCAUUGUGUCUUUCGUCAACGCCACUCUGGUUCUGUCCAUCGGAGAGACUGUGGAGGAAGUGACAGAUUCUGGGUUUCUGGGAACAACCCCCACCCUGUCCUGCUCACUGCUUGGUGAAGACGCGUUGGUGCAGGUUUACCCAGAUGGCAUCCGCCACAUUCGAGCAGACAAGCGUGUGAAUGAGUGGAAGACUCCUGGCAAGAAAACCAUUGUCCGCUGCGCAGUGAACCAGCGGCAGGUGGUGAUCGCCCUCACUGGAGGGGAGCUGGUCUACUUUGAGAUGGACCCGUCUGGCCAGCUGAACGAGUACACAGAGCGGAAAGAGAUGUCCGCAGAUGUGGUUUGCAUGAGCCUGGCAAACGUUCCACCUGGUGAGCAGCGCUCCCGGUUCCUGGCGGUUGGACUGGUCGACAACACUGUUCGAAUCAUCUCCCUGGACCCUACGGACUGUCUGCAGCCGUUGAGUAUGCAGGCCCUUCCCGCCCAGCCGGAGAGUCUCUGUAUCGUAGAGAUGGGAGGUGUCGAGAAACAAGAUGAGCUUGGAGAAAAGGGAACCAUUGGAUUCCUCUACCUCAACAUUGGACUUCAGAACGGUGUGCUACUGAGAACUGUUCUGGACCCAGUCACCGGCGACCUGUCAGAUACACGAACACGCUACCUGGGGUCACGACCUGUCAAACUCUUCAGAGUCAGGAUGCAGGGACAGGAAGCUGUGCUGGCAAUGUCCAGUCGCUCUUGGCUCAGCUACUCGUACCAGUCUCGCUUCCAUCUCACCCCUCUGUCAUAUGAGACUCUGGAGUACGCCUCUGGCUUUGCCUCCGAGCAAUGUCCAGAAGGUAUAGUGGCCAUUUCCACCAACACACUGAGAAUUUUGGCUUUGGAGAAGUUGGGAGCCGUCUUCAAUCAGGUGGCCUUUCCUCUGCAGUGCACUCCCAGAAAGUUUGUGAUCCACCCAGAGAGCAAUAACCUCAUUGUGAUCGAGACUGACCACAACGCCUACACGGAGGCGACCAAAGCUCAGCGGAAGCAACAGAUGGCUGAGGAGAUGGUGGAGGCUGCUGGGGAGGAUGAAAGGGAACUGGCCGCUGAGAUGGCCGCUGCCUUCCUCAACGAGAAUCUCCCAGAAGCCAUCUUCGGUUCGCCUAAAGCUGGAGCCGGGCAGUGGGCCUCAAUCGUGCGACUGAUCAACCCCAUACAGGGCACAACGUUGGACCAGGUGCAGCUGGAACAGAACGAAGCAGCGUUCAGUGUUGCAGUGUGUCGCUUCCCCAACACGGGAGAUGACUGGUAUGUUCUGGUUGGUGUAGCCAGAGACAUGAUUCUCAACCCCAGAUCGGCGGCCGGCGGCUUUAUCUACACCUACAGGCUCACUGGUGGAGGGGAGAAGCUGGAGUUUGUGCACAAGACCCCAGUAGAAGAUGUGCCUUUGGCCAUUGCUCCAUUCCAGGGACGAAUUCUGGUGGGAGUUGGUAAACUCCUGAGAAUCUAUGACCUCGGCAAAAAGAAGCUGCUGCGCAAGUGUGAAAACAAGCACGUACCCAACCUGGUGUCUAGUAUCCACACCAUCGGCCAGCGAGUGAUUGUCACCGACGUCCAGGAGAGUCUGUUCUGGGUUCGGUAUCGACGUAACGAGAACCAGCUCAUUAUCUUCGCCGAUGACACGUAUCCACGCUGGGUGACGACGGCCUGUCUCCUUGACUAUGACACAAUGGCAUCUGCCGACAAGUUUGGGAACAUCAGCAUCGUGCGUCUUCCCCCCAACACCAGCGACGACGUGGAUGAAGACCCCACAGGAAACAAAGCCUUAUGGGACAGAGGCCUCCUCAAUGGAGCAUCACAGAAGGCUGAGGUGAUCGUCAACUACCACGUAGGUGAGACGGUGUUGUCUCUGCAGAAAACCACUCUGAUCCCCGGAGGUUCAGAGUCCCUGGUGUACACCACGCUGUCUGGAGGCAUCGGCAUACUGGUCCCAUUCACCUCACAUGAGGAUCAUGACUUUUUCCAGCAUUUAGAGAUGCACAUGCGCUCAGAGUUCCCUCCACUCUGCGGUAGAGACCAUCUCAGCUUCAGAUCCUACUACUUCCCAGUAAAGAAUGUGAUCGAUGGAGACCUGUGCGAGCAGUUUAACAGCAUGGACCCUCACAAGCAGAAGAGUGUGGCAGAGGAGCUGGACCGGACCCCCCCAGAGGUCUCUAAGAAGCUGGAGGAUAUUCGCACACGUUACGCCUUCUAAUCGUACACGACCCCCCCCCCUCCUUUUAUUGUCCAUCACACCUACUGGGACUCAGGACACAGAUUGAUGGAGACGUGUAGAUGGCCGUGUACCUUGUAACAUGAAAUCAUGCACGAUGUCAGAUGCUUGUAAAUCCCUCACAUCGCACAGAUAUAACAUUAUAACACUCAAAGAUUCAAGUGCAGGAACCGUCACCUGCACAGCGACGUGAUGACAAAUCUUUUCUCACACACAAACUCAUGUACUGAGAAUUUUGUGGCUGUUUUUUAUUACACCUCUGUGCAGUGACGCACACAAAGCCACAGAUUUAAGGCAGGAAGUCCCUCAACAUCGCGUACAGAUGUGUGAACAACCUUCACACAACCACACACAAACACACUCAGGAGUGUGAACAGAAUUCACACGCACUCAUGCAUAAGUCAUCUGCCCAUUUCGAGAACAUGCAUACUGAACCCAAAUCCUCCGUCAUCUGCGAGCGAGUGAAUAUUAGCUCUCACAAAGUAGAGUCCUCCAUCUCUGUUUUUCAGCUAAAUAUCUUUUUGUAUGGUGUGAUUAUUUUAAUGUGUAUUGAUUUAGAAUGAACUGUGAUGAUGCAGUUCUCCUCAGCCUCAGCCCCCGGCCCGACCCGGGUCUUUAGCCGUCGCCCGGAUCGUUCAAGCAUAUUGCUCAGAUCGCAGCUGCGAACCAAACGGCAACCGACCUCUAACUAAGUCGAAGCCUCAGGCCGCGGAAGAAGCGUCGCCGUCCUGUGGCAUUAGAGGCCCGGUGAACUCAGACUAAAUAAGUGGGUGGAAGAAUACUGAAGGUUUGCACUGGGUGUUGUUCCUCUCAGUCCAGUAAAUUCCCAACCUCAGCCACAGACAUUACAUUCCACAGUAGUCACUGAAUUUAGGGGUUUGUGGGCCCGGGGCAGUGGUCUGUUUUGUAAAUAAAGAUGUUUUUUUGUACUUUA
This is a messenger RNA of Hippoglossus stenolepis (Pacific halibut), 4904 nucleotides long. It is a transcript of the gene sf3b3, whose product is annotated as splicing factor 3b, subunit 3. Bases 299 to 3952 code for a protein of 1217 amino acids. Gene Ontology annotation, cellular component: nucleus; U2 snRNP. Gene Ontology annotation, biological process: mRNA splicing, via spliceosome. The transcript has 27 exons. Lineage: Eukaryota; Metazoa; Chordata; Actinopteri; Pleuronectiformes; Pleuronectidae. Gene Ontology annotation, molecular function: protein binding; U2 snRNA binding. The record is from RefSeq and is a predicted model, not a curated record.